Messenger RNA from Eucalyptus grandis, 1998 nucleotides. RefSeq names its product ankyrin repeat-containing protein At5g02620-like. Gene Ontology annotation, cellular component: plasma membrane. Lineage: Eukaryota; Viridiplantae; Streptophyta; Magnoliopsida; Myrtales; Myrtaceae. The coding region runs from base 154 to 1911 and encodes 585 amino acids. The record is from RefSeq and is a predicted model, not a curated record. Gene Ontology annotation, molecular function: protein phosphatase 1 binding; protein phosphatase regulator activity. The transcript is spliced from 3 exons.
AGUCAACUACCAAGGCUUUUUGGCUGAGGGGUUGGAAAGCUUACUUAUUCUCCAACUUGGAAGCUUUCAGUCGAAUCAUUUCCAUUUCGGAAAACCGUCAUCAUCAUUAUCUGUACAAUUGGAGCAACAUAAGUUUAUUCCUUUCCCAAGAAAAUGGAUCCAAGGCUGUACCGAUAUGCAAACUCCGGUGAUAUUCACUCCCUCAAGGAGAUUCUCGAUAGAGAUCCGAGCAUGCUCCUGAUGCACACUCCUCAAGGAAACACGGCUCUCCAUGUUGCUGCCAGAUCUGGAAAAACGCCAGUUUUGGCAGAGAUCUAUAGUCGAUGCAAGUCUCUUCUCACGCAGCCAAAUUCCGAGGGAGACACUCCUCUGCAUGUAGCUUCAAGGGCUGGCCAUCUUUCUGUUGUGAAGUUUCUAGUCACAGAGAUCACAUCCGUCUCUCCUUCUCAGCUAGACAUUGAAAGCGGCUUCAACCGCGGAUUCGAGAUGCUAAGAUGGGGAAACAGCAGGAACAACACAGCCCUGCAUGAAGCAAUUAGAAACGGUAACUCACAAGUGGCUAGGUUGUUGAUAAAGGCCGAUUCUCACCUUGUACUUUAUGAAAAUAGUUUGGGAGAAUCCCCAUUGUACUUGGCUGCUAGAGGGGGCAUGAAAGAGAUUGCAGAUUGGAUUUUGACAUCAUGUCCUUUAUCUGCUGAUGGCGGAUCAGAUGGCCAGACGGCUUUGCACGCUGCUGUGAGUGCGAGACAUCCUGGUAUAGUGAAAACCCUCCUAAGGUCAAAGCCAGAGCUGAUCAAAGAAGCUGACCACCAUGGCAGGACCCCUCUUUACUAUGCAGCUUUUUCUGGAUGCCACAAAUUGGUCCAGCAAUUACUGGAGCUCGAUAUCUCGAGCGCACAUUUAGUGGACAGAGAUGGUCUUUCAUCACUUCAUGCAGCCGCAAGAAAUGGUCAUGCCAAGGUUAUAAAAGAGAUUAUACGGCAAAGCCCAGAUGCUGGAGAAUUGGUAGACCUAGAGGGCCAAAACAUUCUUCAUGUUGCAGUCCUAAGCGGGAGAGCAAAUGUUGUCAGGUGCAUAUUGGAAACCAUCGAGCUCGAGGGCCUAAUAAAUCAACCUGAUCACAACGGCAAUACUCCUUUGCAUCUGACUAUCAUGGAAAGGAGAAGUUGGAUCGCGGCUUACCUAUUGUGGGAUGCAAGAGUUGAUCAAACAGCCCGGAAUGCAAAGGGGGAAACUGCCUUCGACAUAGAGGAGCUAACCAAGGAACCACGUGUUAUUCGCUCGGUCGCGUCGCUGAAUUGGCAACAACUGCGCCUCCCACAUCUUCGGAAUCGUGGUGGGGGAUUUUUCCCCUGUACAAAUGAACAAAAAGAUGGUGUCUGGAAUUCAGAACAAACCUACAAGCAAAAUUGUCAGACCUUACUGAUGGUCGCCACACUCAUCACAACCGUGACAUUUGCAGCGGCUUUCACGAUGCCCGGUGGUUAUAACAAUAACCCUGGCCCAGGCCAAGGAGUGGCCCUUCUCCGGUCGAGUGGUUAUCUCAGGCAGUUCAUCAUCUCCGACACUAUCGCAAUGACCUGCUCUAUAAUCGCCUCUUCCAUCAUACUCUGGGGUGCUGCUUUCGGCAAGAGACCUUACGUGCAUUGUUACGUGACUGCAGCUGUGCUGACAUUCAUCGCGCUGCAGUCAACUGCUAUGUCAUUCACUACGGGUCUCGUGGCUGUGUUACCUGACCAAACAUAUAUCCGCACCAUGGCUACCAUAGUUAGCGGUGUCUUCCAUGUUAACACCUGCUUGUUUCUCUUCAGACUGGCCCAGAUUUUUUCCUUCUCUGAGAUAUGCCUCUCCAUGAUUUCCCGUCUUAGAAAGCUCAAGUGUAUCAUCAAUUCCCACAUAGCAAAUAUAUAAUAUUCUCCAGCAUUGUCAUGUCGGAGAAAUUACCGACAACUUUUCCCCUAGUAGAUUUAGUGAAAGUUGCAACAAAACAUAGCUCAA